Drosophila willistoni is the source of this 1708-nucleotide messenger RNA. It is a transcript of the gene Nup58, whose product is annotated as nuclear pore complex protein Nup58. Bases 154 to 1650 code for a protein of 498 amino acids. Gene Ontology annotation, cellular component: nuclear pore. NCBI's taxonomy places the organism in Eukaryota, Metazoa, Arthropoda, Insecta, Diptera, Drosophilidae. Gene Ontology annotation, biological process: nucleocytoplasmic transport. Gene Ontology annotation, molecular function: structural constituent of nuclear pore. The record is from RefSeq and is a predicted model, not a curated record. The transcript is spliced from 2 exons.
UUUUCGACCAUUGCUCAAUUUUACGCAUCUGUGCUCGAUUUUUCGACCUUCGCCGUCUUGAUAAUUUGUGGUCAUAAACAAUAAAAAUUAUUCGUAAAAUAAAUACGAAAUUUAGCAACAUUAGGCAAGAAAAAAUUCAAGUGCAAAUAAAACAUGUCCUUUUCGUUUACGCCCACACCUAAUGCGGGUCUGACUGGAGCAGCGCCGGGAGCUGCGACGGGAGCAUUCGGUUUUGGCGCGAGAACUGCAGCAGCCACUGCGCCUGUCAGCGCUCCGCCGGCUUUUGGUGCCACUAGUUUCGGGUUGGGCGGUGGAACUGCCGCUACAGUUAGUGCAGUUCCUACUCUCGCUUUUGGAGCACAAGCUGCCGCGGCCACUGUAGCACCAACUUUUGGAGCUGCUCCAGCAGCAACUGUCGCUCCCACAUUUGGCGUUCCCACAACAGCUGCCCCAGCAUUUGGAGCUCCAGUCGGCGCAGUGGCGCCCACGUUCAGCUUUGGCACUGCGGCGGCGACGUCUGCUCCAACAACAGCUCCGCCAGCAUUUGGCUUAACAUCAGCAGCUCCAACAGCAACAGGUAGCUUGGGAAUGCCGGCGCCAUUAGGCACGGGCUUGGGAAGUUUCGGCUUCAAUAAGCCAGCAGUCAGUCAGCCUGCUGCAGGCGCCAGUUUAAACUUCAACACGACAACAACAACGGCUACAGCCCAACCAUUUAAUACGGGCUUGCGAUUGGGUGGAACGACAAAUCCAACUGGAAUAGGAGGCUUAGGAGUUGGCAUCGGCGGGGGAGGAGGAAUUUUUGGUUCAAAGCCAGCUCAACCAGCUACAGCUCCAUCAACAUUUGUUGGCUUGGGCGGCAUUGAUGUGAGUGCUACGCAACCGAAAUUGGGAGACAAUAAACAAGACGGGAUUAAGAUAAAAGAAACCCAAGUACCCGAUGAAAUCGUUAAAACUGUUGAUGCUCUGAAAACCUUUAUUAAACAGCAAAAGACAAUCUCUUCCGACAUUGGACGUACCUCCACAUCGAAAUUCACGAAUGUCAGCCACGAAAUAAUGAAUCUAAAGUGGGCCCUUCAGAAUAUGGCAAAUUCCGUGGAUGCGAAUAAUCAGCAAAUUAAAUUACUACGACACGAAACAGGCAAAGCCAUACAGUCGCUAGAAAUGGCCCAACGUACCCAGGACACGCCAGCAGGACUUCAAUUUGAGAAUAGUGCACCAUUUCAAUAUUUCCAGUGUUUGGUGGCCAAAUACGAACAGGAUUUAAUAUCGUUUCGGCAAGAAAUCAAUUUAACCGAACGUCACAUGAACGCUUUGACCAAUCCACAAAGCAUUUCACCAGAGGAUCUAAAACGUGGCUUCCGUCAACUGAAUGAGUCCUUUAUCUCACUGGCUGGUCGCCUGCACGAGGUGCACCAACGUGUUGAAGAGCAAAAGGAGCAUUAUUUGAAUUUACGAAGAUAUCGUUUACGUGAUGCCACAAAUGUAUUUGAGAAGAUUGAGAAUCCACCGCCGCAACCACAUCAAAUCGUGGAACCGCAAAGCAUUACCACCGGCCCAACGCCAUUCUCCAAUAUUUCGGCUAUUAGCACACUAAAUAAAUCCUACGCAGCCAUGGUAGCUGCCACAUCCAGCAAUGCGGCGCCCAAAUGAGGGAAGCUACUGGCUGUAAGUGCAUAGAUUUUUGAAAAUAAAAUUGUUGAAAUAAUGA